UGCUGAGCUACCCUCCUUCCUCCUCCGAACUCUCUCCCUCCCUCCUCAACCACUCCUCGCUUCUACCACUCAUUCUCCCAGCAGUCUACUCCAGAUCAACCGCAAUCAUGGGCUACACUGACUUGGACACCCGCGCGAUCAACUCGAUCCGCAUCCUUGCUGCCGAUGGCACCUUCAACUCCAACUCUGGCCACCCUGGUGCGCCCAUGGGUAUGGCUCCUGUCGCUCACGUCCUCUUCAACAAGUUCAUGAAGUUCAACCCCAAGAACCCUUCAUGGCUCAACCGUGACCGUUUCGUCCUUUCGAACGGCCACGGCUGCAUGCUCCAGUAUGCUCUCCUCCACAUGUUCGGUUACGACCUGUCGAUCGAUGAUCUCAAGAAGUUCCGCACUGUCGACAGCAUCACUCCUGGACACCCCGAGGCCCACGACACCCCUGGCAUUGAGGUUACCACUGGUCCUCUCGGCCAGGGUAUCUGCAAUGCUGUCGGUCUUGCCAUUGCUCAGGCCCACACUGCCGCUACCUUCAACAAGGAUGGCUUCAACCUCAUCGACAACUACACAUACUGCUUCCUCGGCGAUGGCUGCUUGAUGGAGGGUGUAUCCAGUGAGGCCUGCUCUCUCGCGGGCCACCUCCAGCUUGGCAACCUCAUUGCUGUCUGGGACGACAACAAGAUCACUAUUGACGGUGACACUGCUUGCGCCUUCACCGAGGAUGUCGCUAAGCGGUAUGAGGCCUACGGCUGGCAGGUUCUGCACGUCGGCGACGGCGACAAUGACCUCGAGUCGAUCGAGAAGGCUCUCAAGGCUGGUCAGGAGACCAAGGACAAGCCCACCCUGAUUGCCCUCCGCACCACCAUUGGCUACGGCUCUCUCCAGCAGGGCACCCACGGUGUCCACGGCUCUCCUCUCAAGGCCGACGACAUCAAGCAGCUCAAGCAGAAGUGGGGCUUCAACCCCGAGGAGAGCUUCGUCGUUCCCCAGGAGGUCUAUGACCUCUACAGCAAGCACGCCGCCGAGGGUGCCGCCGCUGAGGAGGAGUGGAACAAGCUCUUCGCCAAGUACGGCGAGAAGUACCCCAAGGAGCACGCCGACCUCCAGCGCAGACUCAAGGGCGACCUGCCUGAGGGCUGGGAGAAGAGCCUCCCCACUUACACUCCUGCCGACCCCGCCGUCGCUUCUCGCAAGCUGUCCGAAACUGUUCUCUCCAAGAUCGAGGCCGCUAUUCCUGAGCUGAUUGGUGGAUCUGCUGAUCUGACGGGAUCUAACCUCACUCGCUGGAAGGGUGCCACCGACUUCCAGCCCGAGUCCACUGGCCUUGGUACCUACGCUGGUCGCUACAUCCGCUACGGUGUCCGUGAGCACGCCAUGGGUGCCAUCAUGAACGGUCUUGCUGCGUACGGCACCCUGAUUCCUUACUCGGGUACUUUCCUCAACUUCGUCUCCUACGCUGCCGGAGCCGUCCGUCUUUCGGCUUUGUCCCAGGUCCGCCUCAUCUGGGUCGCCACCCACGACUCUAUUGGUCUUGGCGAGGACGGCCCUACUCACCAGCCUAUCGAGACUCUGGCGCACUUCCGUGCUCUUCCCAACUGCAUGGUCUGGCGUCCGGCCGACGGCAACGAGACCAGUGCCGCCUACUAUGUCGCCCUGACUUCCAAGCACACCCCCAGCAUCAUUGCUCUGUCUCGCCAGAACCUGCCCCAGCUGGAAGGUUCGACCAUCGACAAGGUCAUCAAGGGUGGUUACGUCCUCCAUGAGGUCGAGGGUGCUCAGAUCACCCUUGUCUCCACUGGUUCCGAGGUGUGCAUCUGCGUGGACGCUGCCAAGGAGCUCGCCGAGAAGCACAACAUCAAGGCUCGUAUCGUUUCGAUGCCCUGCUUCGAGGUCUUCGACACUCAGAGCAAGGAGUACAGACUCAGCGUCCUGCCCGACGGCAUCCCCUCGCUGUCGGUUGAGGUCAUGAGCACCAUGGGCUGGGAGCGUUACACCCACGAGCAGUUCGGACUGAACCGCUUCGGUGCCUCUGGUGCCUACAAGGACGUCUACAAGAAGUUCGAGUUCACCCCCGAGGGCAUCUCCAAGCGCGCCAUCGCCACCGUCGACUUCUGGAAGGAUGUCCCCAACGUUCGCUCCCCUAUCAACCGCGCUUUCCAGCAGCUGAUCUAAGGCCAACGAGAAAAGAAGUAAAAUGAAAGUCACAGUAGAGGAACAGAUUUUGAGCGAUAUAUCCUUGGGUCAAGGAACCCUUCUCACGGUUACGGGGCUUGAUAGACACGUAGCUUUCCGAAAUUGAUGUCAUGACUUGCAUUCAUGUAGUGAGGACUGCGAAAAGCCGCUCAUAUGGGUCUUUAUAUUUUACAAUGCCACCACUGGAUAUCCGGGGUAGUGGACCAACCGUACUUCCAGUCCAUACCCGGUAUCCUGGAUGUCUUCAAUGCCUCUACUUGAUUCAGCUGACAUUAAUUACUCAGCAAUU
This is a messenger RNA of Microdochium trichocladiopsis, 2475 nucleotides long. Its product is annotated as transketolase. Gene Ontology annotation, cellular component: cytosol. Gene Ontology annotation, molecular function: transketolase activity. The record is from RefSeq and is a predicted model, not a curated record. Gene Ontology annotation, biological process: pentose-phosphate shunt. The transcript has 6 exons. Bases 108 to 2165 code for a protein of 685 amino acids. Lineage: Eukaryota; Fungi; Ascomycota; Sordariomycetes; Xylariales; Microdochiaceae.